AUGGUACUAGUAGAACCGAAGGUAGACCUUUCAUCGCUCUCGCUUUUCCGCGCGACUCGUGCACAGGUUGAGGAGACAUGGCGCCGGACGUGGCCGCAAUGGGGUGGCGCUCUGAGUCUCACCGAGUACCUCGCGCGGGAGGCGGAGAUGGAAUGUAUGGAUCACGCAAAGGAGGGAAAGUUGGUCAUCUGGGUACUGGCGCCACGAGACGACCCCACGACACUUGAUUUCAUGUGUGCUUGUGAGACAUACAAGCGCGCGGGUCUUGUCGCUUACCCCUCUUCCUCCACCUCUGAGCCCAACUCGCGCGGGCGCGGCUACGCAGGUCAUAUGAUGCACCUCUUGCAUUGGGUCAUCGCCCCGCGUGUCAAUCUUCCUAAAUUUCCGGAGGCAUGGGGUGCACCACCGGAAGAGGUAGCGGAGUCUGGUGAGGGACUGUUUUCGGGGCUAUACAGUGAUGUCGGGGAGGAUUUUUACCACUCGGCAGGCCCUGGGGGUAAAGGGGGUGGAUGGGAGACGCGGGAAGCGGUUUCGACUAUUUGGGAGGUGGGCAUGGAGGAGGGAGAUGACACUGGAUGGACAUGGUUGAUGCAGGAGCAGCUGAAGGAACUUUGGAACCGCGAUGCCAGGCGCAUUAAAAAGGAGCUGGCAAACAUGCCAGUGAGUGACACUUCAUACGAGUUGGAGCACCCGACAGCAUUCGUAACGUACCUGCCAACAAACGGUGUCUGCGGGUUCCACAUCCCACGGUCAACGUGGGUCUCGAAUCUUUCCAUGGCAGGCGGAUUCUGGGGUGUACAGUCCUCAAGUAGCCCGGAUACAUAUGCAAGCUGGAGCAUUGACUUUAGACCUCCCCCACCAACGCUGAUCGUCACGCGGCUCUGUGCCCGUGAAGAGACGUUCCCCGGGCUGAUCGCGAAGAUCAAACAGGCAGCUAGACGAAGCGGAAUAAAGAAAGUGGAGGUGUGGAACUUGAGAGGAGGGUUAAGGGACGUUGCGGAGAGGACGGGUGGACGGACGUUCAUACGAAACGAACAUUUGCCACAGAUAAUGUGGUAUGGACCUGGAGCGACGGGGAGUAUAGAGUGGGUGUAUAAUGAGAAGUUCGGCUGGUGCUGA
Messenger RNA from Suillus paluster, 1119 nucleotides. RefSeq lists its product as uncharacterized. The transcript has 5 exons. The coding region runs from base 1 to 1119 and encodes 372 amino acids. The record is from RefSeq and is a predicted model, not a curated record. NCBI's taxonomy places the organism in Eukaryota, Fungi, Basidiomycota, Agaricomycetes, Boletales, Suillaceae.